Sphaeroforma arctica JP610 is the source of this 2126-nucleotide messenger RNA. RefSeq lists its product as hypothetical. The transcript is spliced from 5 exons. The record is from RefSeq and is a predicted model, not a curated record. The coding region runs from base 195 to 1982 and encodes 595 amino acids. Gene Ontology annotation, molecular function: GTP binding. NCBI's taxonomy places the organism in Eukaryota, Ichthyosporea, Ichthyophonida. Gene Ontology annotation, cellular component: nucleolus.
CAGAAAUAUUUCUAUUGUAAUAUAUUAUAUACACCUGGCAUCGGACAUCAGGUUAAUUCUUCAUACUCGAAUCUACACAUACGAUUUAAAUCGUAUAGUAGGGGUGUGAUAGUUCUUCAUAGCGUAGUUUGUACAUUUAUAUAUACUUAUAGUAGAGUGUUAGUGUACUAAACACUUAUAAAUCCUUAUACAUAAUGGUGAAGAAAACAGGGACCAAGCGUCUCACCAUGAAGAUGAAGUUCAAGAUUGAACGAAAGUGCAGAGACCAUAAAAAGAAACAGCGUAGGGAAGAGCGUAAUAAUCCCUCUAAAAAGCCCAAAAAAGACCCCGGAAUCCCCAAUCUUUGGCCUUUCAAAGAAGACCUGCUGCGUAAGAUAGAGGCAGGCAAGGAACGUCAAGAGGAACUACGUGCUAAGAACAAGGCUAGACAACAAGUAGAGCGAGCUAAAGAGGUCGCUAAGAUGCGAAAGGAGCGCAGUUUAGCACAGAUGGUUAAAACAGCCGAGAAACGCGGCGAUGAAUACGACAUGGAAUUAGCAAGUGCCAAAGACGAGAAGCUCGCCAAUUUCACAGACAGUUCAAAGCGUGCGUACUAUAAGGAGUUCAAGAAGGUUGUAGACCAUGCCGAUGUUAUACUGCAAGUAUUGGACGCCCGUGAUCCCAUGGGAUGCAGGUGUAAGCAAGUUGAAGAGAUGAUCGAGGCGCAGGGAUCGGAUAAGAAGGUUGUGCUUGUCUUGAAUAAGAUCGAUCUGGUGCCUAAGGAUGUAGUCGCGCAAUGGCUUAAGUACCUGCGGAAUUACUUCCCCACUAUUGCGUUCAAGGCAUCUACACAAGACCAGGCCAAUAAUUUAGGGUCUACUAGAGCGACGUUUGAGAAUGCUUCAGCAGACCAGGUGAACGCAAAGGAGGCGCUGGGAACCGAUACGCUCGUAAAGCUUCUGAAGAACUACGCGCGAAGUGUGAACAUGAAGAAAUCUAUCUCGGUAGGUAUUGUCGGGUACCCUAAUGUAGGUAAGAGCUCGAUCAUCAACUCGCUCAAGCGCUCACGCACGUGCGCGGCCGGUGCCACCGCGGGCGUUACCAAGGUUAUGCAAGAGAUCCAACUGGAUAAGAAUAUCAAGCUCAUUGAUUCGCCGGGUAUUGUGUUCUCUAGCACCCUGGAUGGAGAUGUGUUGCUGCGUAACGUGAUCAACGUCGACACACUCGCAGACAUCACCGAGCCGGUGGAUAUGAUCCUCUCGCGAUGUAACAAGGAGCAGGUGAUGGAGAUGUACCAACUGCCCGAGUACACAGACACACAGGACUUCCUGGUGCAGUUUGCUAACAAGCGCGGCAAGCUCAAGAAGGGGGGUGUACCGAACAUCCACGCAGCCGCAAAGAGUCUGCUGAAGGAUUGGAAUACCGGAGCCAUUCCGUUCUACACACUGCCGCCGGUGACUGAGCAUAUGAAGCAUGCGGGUGAGACUACCACCAUUGUUACUGGCUUCUCCCAGGCGUUCGAUAUGGCGGCUUUGGAGAAGGAGGAGGAGGAGAACGUUCUGAGCGGACUCUCGAGUGAGAAGAAGACAUACAUGACCCUGGCUCCUGGAGAGCAAGGCGAUAUGGAGAUGGAUGACUCAGACAGUGACGAUGAAGCGGUGGCUGAUGCGGAUGUCGAGGUCACGGAGGUGGUCGCAAUGGAGGACGACCAGGUGGUUGCACCCUUUGACUUAACUAAGGCCCACAUGGCGGCGCAUGAAAAGAAGGUUAAAGGCAAACAGUCCGAACGGAUGACCGAAGCACUUGACGAGGAGUCUAGAGCACUCAAUCCCACGGCCAACCGAGACCUCAAGAAGGCUGCCAAGAAUGCCAAGAAAGAGAGAUUACGCCAAGUGAAAGCACAGGCACUUCUGAUGGACGCUAACCUGGGCGGAGGAGAUGAUGCGUACUCGUUUGCCUCAGAUUAUGUGGAGCAAAGCGCUGAUGGAGAUAUAAAUAUGUAGAUACUUAGAAAAUAGGGGCAUGGGAUAGUGGAGAGAGCAUGCAGGUAUGCGUCGUCUAGUUAUAAGAUGACUGGGUAUGCGAAACAUCCCGAGAAUGACCCGGUUAAUAGCAACAUCCGAGAAUAAAUCAAACAAGUUAGCAUG